Molecule: messenger RNA, 2535 nt
Organism: Pipistrellus nathusii (Nathusius's pipistrelle)
Lineage: Eukaryota; Metazoa; Chordata; Mammalia; Chiroptera; Vespertilionidae
Source: the annotation of a GenBank genome assembly
AUGCACACGGCACUCGAGGGAAAACUAGAAAUGAAGGUACAUAUGCACACAAAGUUCUGCCUCAUUUGUUUGCUGACAUUUAUUUUUCAUCACUGCAACCACUGCCAUGAGCCACAUGACCACGGGCCCGAAGAGCACCACAGACAUCACCAUGGACUGGCAGAAUCGGAGCAGGGCAAGUUUUCAGAGCUGGAUGCUGCCAAAAACGAAAAAAAUUAUUACAUUGAAAAACUUUUUGACCGUUACGGUGAAAAUGGAAGGUUAUCCUUUUUUGGUCUGGAGAAACUUUUGACAAACUUGGGCCUCGGAGAAAUAAAAGUAGUUGAGAUUAAUCAUGAGGAUCUUGGCCACGAUCAUGUUUCUCACUUAGAUAUUUUGGCAGUUCAAGAGGGGAAGCAUUUUCAUUCACACAACCACCAGCAUGCCCAUAAGCAUCUAAACUCGGAAAAUCAAACUGUGACCAGCGUGUCCGCGAAGAGGUACCGUAAGUGUGACCCCGAGAAGGAGGCAGUUGAAGUGUCUAUCAAGUCUGAUGAUAAACACGUGCGCGACCGCAAUCACCGGCUAUGCCAUCACCAUUGUUUGCGGCAUCACCUUGAUCAUAACACCACCCGCCAUCUCGCUAAUGAUUCCAUCCCUCACGGUGAGCGUGGGGAGACUAGCCAGGAGCCUUCCGCAGAGACCAAUAAGACCCAGGAACAUUCUGAAAGUAAGCCCCCGAGGGGAAAGCGGAAGAGGAAAGGGAAGAACGAUGAGAAUUCAGAGGUCAUCACGCCAGGCUUUCCCCCGAACCAUGACCAGGGCGGACAGUAUGAGCACAAUCGGGUCCAUAAGCCUGAUCGUGUACAUAGCCCAGGCCAUUCUCAUGGGCACCCUCCGGAACAUGAUGGUCACGAUCCUGGUCAUGGACACCAAGAUCCUAAUCCUGAUAAUGAAGGUGAACUUAGGCACACGAGAAAGCGGGAAGCGCCGCAUGUUAAAAAAAGUGCAAUCUAUUCAGCUGCUAGUCACAAGGAUCAUAAUGCAGAUGACCGUCAGCAUGAGUGCUUGAAUGUCACUCAGUUGUUAAAAUACUAUGGCCAUGGUGCCAACGCUCCCAUCUCCGCUGAUCUGUUCACCUACCUUUGCCCUGCGCUGUUAUAUCAGAUUGAUAGCAGACUCUGUAUCGAACACUUUGACAAACUUGUAGUUGAAGAUUUAAGUAAGGAUAAAAAUACGGUUCCAGAAGAUAAAGCAAAUGUCGGGGCCUCAGCAUGGAUUUGUGGCAUCAUCUCUGUCACUGUCAUUAGCCUGCUUUCCUUGCUGGGCGUGAUCUUGGUUCCCAUCAUUAACCAAGGAUGCUUCAAAUUCCUCCUCACAUUCCUGGUUGCUCUGGCUGUAGGAACAAUGAGCGGAGACGCCCUUCUUCAUCUGCUGCCCCAUUCUCAGGGUGGACAUGAUCACAGUCACCAGCAUGCACAUGCGCAUGGGCAUGGCCAUGGCCAUUCUCAUGGACAUGAGCCCACGAAGUUUCUGGAAGAGUAUGAUGCUGUGCUGAAAGGACUCGUCGCUCUAGGAGGCAUUUACUUGUUAUUUAUCAUUGAACACUGCCUUCGGAUGUUUCAGCACUAUAAGCAGCAGAGAGGGAAACAGAAGUGGUUUAUGAAACAGAGCACAGAAGAAUCGAAUAUUGGCAGGAAGCUUUCAGACCACAAGAUCAAUAACACGCCAGACGCCGACUGGCUGCAGCUCAAGCCUCUUGCAGGAACGGAUGACUCGGUUGUUUCUGAAGAUCGCCUUAAUGAAACGGAGCUGACAGAGUUAGAAGGCCACCAGGAAUCUCCUCCCAAAAACUACCUUUGUGUGGAAGAGGAGAAAAUCAUGGACCAUUCUCACAGCGACGGCUUCCACGCCAUCGACGAGCACGCCCUCCAUGCGGCCACACCCAACCACCACGACGAGAGCAAGGCUGCGCUGCGGAAGCACCAGUGGCACAAGCACUCGCAUCACUCGCACGGCCCCUGCCACUCGGGCUCCGACCUGAAAGACACCGGCAUCGCCAACAUCGCCUGGAUGGUGAUCAUGGGGGACGGCAUCCACAACUUCAGCGACGGGCUGGCCAUCGGAGCAGCUUUCAGUGCUGGACUGACCGGAGGCAUCAGUACGUCCAUCGCUGUCUUCUGUCACGAGCUGCCACACGAAUUAGGUGACUUUGCAGUCCUUCUGAAGGCAGGCAUGACGGUGAAGCAGGCGAUAGUGUACAACCUCCUCUCAGCCAUGAUGGCUUACAUCGGCAUGUUCAUCGGCACCGCCGUGGGGCAGUACGCCAACAGCAUCACCCUCUGGAUCUUCGCCAUCACCGCUGGCAUGUUCCUCUACGUAGCCCUGGUGGAUAUGCUCCCGGAAAUGUUGCAUGGCGACGGUGACAACGAAGAGCAUGGCUUCUGCCCGGUGGGCCAGUUCGUGCUGCAGAAUUUGGGGAUGCUGUUUGGAUUUGCCAUCAUGCUGGUGAUCGCCCUCUACGAGGACAAAAUAGUGUUUGACUUCCAGUUCUGA